CCUGGCAAAAAACAGCACACUGAGCUAUUUCGCUGAAUUAGCUAUGCAUUUUUUGCUUCUUUUAAGAAGCCAUAUUUAAAAAUAUGACCUCUGCAUCGUUUUUAAAGAGCAAAGCUUUUAAAGAACGAGAAGAGAAUGUAAGGGAAAAGUUGCGUCAAGCGUCCAAGCAAGAUUUGUUAGCGGAUUUAUCCAGGCUCUAUGGAGACACCACCUUCAGUGAUGUAUCAUUUACAGUAUGUAAUUCAGAAUUUCAAGCUCACACAGUUUUACUGAGAGCCAGAGCACCGAAUUUUUGUUGGCAUUUUCUUCCAAGACAUUCCUCACCUGUUUCUGUCCAAACAUGUAUCCAAAUAAAUGGAUUAGAAGCUACUGAGUUUGAGACAUUUCUAAGGUCUGCCUACACUGAAGAUGAUUUCAAAGAUUACAAUGAGUCAAGCCAUCCAUGGAGUAGGCAGAAAACUCCAUGUCUGGCAGAUGAAAUCAAUCAUGUUGUUUGCGAGACUGAAUUAAAAGCAGACAAUGCAAGCUUUCAGAAUGAUGUAGAUGUAGAUGGAAGUGAUAAUAUUAUCCAGCCUUGUUGUGCUGUAGAUGGUUGUGGGACAACAACAACCACAUUCAAUGCAAUGGAAUCUUGUGGAGGUGAUGUUAAAUGCACCCAAUCACAGUGUGGUGAUGUGAAGAGUAAAGAUUCAAAAAUUGCUGUCACAGAUACCAUUGAUAUGUUAGGAAAUGGUGAAAGGACUGAUUCUCAGCAGAAUAGUGACGAGGAUUUUGAAACACAGAGUGUGUCUCCUUGCUGUUUAUGUGAUGGUGUGGCAAAUAACGCAGAACUUGCUGGUCAGGAAUCAAGUCACCCUCAUGUUGUUACCAUUAGCAAUACCACUCAAGAAAAUGUGACCCAUCGACCCCAAGACCAGGCAGAUCAGAAUAAUAUUGAUUUAGUUAAUGGUCUCCAUACUGGGGUUCUUGAAGAAGGAACUGGGUCUGUCUGUCCUCAAGGGGGAUAUGAUACAUGCACACCACUUUCAAGACGUCUUUUUAAUUGUCAAGCUGAAGGAGUAGAGGAGGACGUAACUUACAAAUUGACUUCCACUGAUGCCAAAAUUGUUGGAAACAAUUUCAGACCAAAGCAAGAUUUUGAUCUAACAGUGGAUCAAGGAGCAGCUGACAAGCCAUCAGAGAAUGAAUUAGAGAGUUGCUGCUGUAAACUUGGUCAAGAUUUACUCCGGUUAUUUACCAGUGGGGUUGGAUAUGAUGUCAUAUUUUUGGUCAAUGGUGGCAAAGUUAAAGCCCAUAAAGCCAUUCUGUGCGCACGAUCCAAUUACUUCUCAGCCAUGUUGUAUGGUGACUGGAUUGAGGGAAAAACUAAUGAGAUACCUCUAAUUGGGGUCAAUUAUAAUGGAUUCAUGACCAUUUUGAAGUAUUUGUAUGGAGGAAUAACUCAGGUGAAGAGUGAUUCAUCACUCAUUUGUGACACAUUACCACUUGUGGACAUGUAUGGCCUUGAAGGACUGAGAGAGAUCAUAAUCUGCGCUUUAAAAAUUGACAAGUGCCACAUGUUUCAUAAGCCCUGUGCUGAAUGUUUAGCCGGUGUUCCUGAAUGUUUAGAAGUUUCUGAGCUGUUUGGUCUUGCUGACCUUAGGAAAUCCUGUAUCAAAUGGAUAGCAAAACACUUUGAUCGUGUUCUGGGUAGCAAGGGAUUUGCCACUCUUCCAAAGAAGCUUCAGGAAGAAGUCCUGGCAGAAAUUCAGGGUAGUUUUGUCAUAUCGUCGGCUAUAGAAGUCUUAAAUCACUGUGACAAGCUGUCCUCAUGUACACCGCUGGUCAAGUGGACUGAGCCUGUUCACGUGGCGGUCUCCACAGUCCAGGAAUCCUGUUUGUUGUUUGUCAGCAACAAUUUUUUCUCCAUGAUAGAUGAAAGGAGUUUUCAUGAGAUCCUCAAGGGGGUAGGCUGGUCGGUGCCUGUUCUGGAGAAAAUUCUUGCUGCAGUGAAGAGGAACUUGACGAUUGAAAACUGUUGUGACCAGCUCAGGGCCAUUCUCAUGUUAAAAAGGAUCAUUAAACUGAAGACCCAAGAGGAGGGUGAAGAGUGCUAUCCGGAGUUGAAGUGAAGCUGUUUGCUACAAUGCAGCUCAUUGUAUUCGCCUAGUGUUGGACAGGCGCCGUGUUUAGUGGUUUCGGGGAUUCAGGGGAUCGUAGCAACACAAGACAGAGGAGUGCACCACCUUCAGCGCAGACUUCUCGCAGACCUCCAACAAGAAGCACUUUGCAACGUGCUGAAACCGAAUCUCGCUCAAGAGGACUCGGAAGAGGAAAUGCUACAGUUGAUGGACAGCUAAACAGAAGCUCUCAACAUGAAAGACCUUCCUCGACCGGGGGCUUCCAAGGGAGGACUGGUCCUCCGCCAACGAAUAAGCGGCCCACUUCGGCGCGGCCCUUGUCUACCCAAGGAAGCGCGAUCGUGGGUCGUGGGAAAAUGCCGUCGGCAUCAAAGGGUGCUGCUGAAAAAAGACCUUUGACAACUUGGGGGACCGGAACUCCAGGAAGUUCAAGAUUGUCUGCUCCGACUUCUUCCGCACCGGGGCGUGGAAAGGUAUUAUCAUCAAAGUCAAAUGAACCUUCCACUCGAAGUUCUUGUCAAGGUGCGGGUAAAUUUCAACCAGCAACAUCUAACAAGAAAACCAGGUCUAUAUCAACUCAAGAGAAUUCUACCGGACAACCUUCAUCUGCUUCAAACUCUUACGGGGUUAUUAAAAAGGCCCCAUCAAAAUCCAGACCUGCUUUACUAAGUGACAAUGACAAGAGAUUCACCAGAGAAAAGCCCCUUACUGUGGAGGGUUCUCGUGUGCGAUCGAAAAACGUACCAGCAGGACCCAAAGCUGCUUCUCUUUCAGGAACGAGCCAGUCUCGUCCAAAAGAAUCCAAGGCACGUAUAGCUUCAUGUAAUCCAAACAAGGCGCCUGCAUCAACAGAUUGCAAAGAGGAGACCUCGGAAAAGGAACUCUCUAAUAAUGGAACUGAAGGACUGGCAGCUAGCAAUGAACACAAAAUCGAUUGCGCUUCGAGCUCUGAAGAUAAACCCCAGACAACUGAAAAUGAUAGCAGCAGGGCGAGAGAACAAGUUGAAACCUUCACGAGUGAAAAUAAGGCUAGUAAUUCUCAAGGUGGCGCCCAGGCCAACAGCGCCAGCACAGUGAACACAGAGGACGCUUCAUUGUUAUUAAAUAAAACCGUUGGCGAGGGCCGUCCACAGUCACAGUGUCGUGAUUUCCCGGAUGGUUCCAACAUGAAUGAUUUUCUCGAACUGGACUAGACUAAACUAAAUUGUAAAUUUUCGAGUUAACUCACGACGAAACUCCGAAGAAACUUUCGUAACCUUUUCAAUUGGAAUUGCUAGUGACGCCGAGAAACGUUUUUGGUUGGCUAGGCAAGGAAACUCGUCUUUUCUAUCUUGUUUGCGCUUCUAGCUUUACUAUCGUAUUCAUAAGGGAGAGGAUUGGGUUGAGGGGGGAAGACUCUACAAAGAUCUAUGUAGGGAGACUACACCCUGAGGUCCUUGCCGCCCAGAGUACAAAGAGUUAGGGUGCACCUAGUGUUAUAAGAAAAAAAAAGGGGAGUUUAUAGCAAAAUAUCUCGAUAAAAUUAAAAAGUAAGUGAGUAUUCCUUUUAUUAGUUGAAGUUUGACCAGAUUUCUGUCUGUACCUUAUUGUUCGCCACAAUCACAAUAAACACAGUGUUAAAAAUGCAA
Molecule: messenger RNA, 3748 nt
Organism: Orbicella faveolata
Lineage: Eukaryota; Metazoa; Cnidaria; Anthozoa; Scleractinia; Merulinidae
Molecular function (GO): protein binding
Source: RefSeq, a predicted model, not a curated record